Messenger RNA from Polypterus senegalus (gray bichir), 3228 nucleotides. RefSeq lists its product as uncharacterized. The coding region runs from base 497 to 1171 and encodes 224 amino acids. The record is from RefSeq and is a predicted model, not a curated record. The transcript has 3 exons. NCBI's taxonomy places the organism in Eukaryota, Metazoa, Chordata, Cladistia, Polypteriformes, Polypteridae.
AGAGCGCGUCCUGUUGUCGAGAACAGGAAUGCCCUUCCAGAUGGAAGGUGACUAGCAGAGCUGUUCUGGAGGGAGGUGGAGCGAGCACGUACACGCUCAUUGCUCCUCCUUCUCUUACUGGAAAGGUCCUGUUCAAGACCUGUUAGGUUUUUAAGCACACAUUCAAUUUCGGUUUGACUUAUGUGGCUGUCGGUCAGGUGUAGCUACACACUUUUGUUUUUACUCACUGCGAUGCGCUUUCUAACGUGAAUGGCUGAAGUUCGCUGCUGCGCCUGUUUUGUGUCCCAGUGGCCAGCUUUGCACUUGAAAGGGGGAGCUGUUGUCCCGAAGAGGUGCUCCUUUUUAAAGUUUGGCAUCCCGUCCACUUGAGCUCGUGUAACUGACUUGAGUCAACGGCAUGAGUUCAUGGAUAGGCUAGAACAUUGGACAGUCAACAGGUUAAAAGCAGAGGACUUCACCUUCAGAUUUGCAGACUUGUACUGGACCAUCAGGCCACAUGGCACUAAGCAGCUUUCGCCUCAUGAGGACCCUUCGCAACUCUCCAGCAGCCUUGCGCCGAAAAUUCAGCAAAGACCGCACUGAGAGUCUCUCCCAUGGUGAUCCUUUGUUUAAAGUGCAUUACCUAGGUAUGGAAAAGAUCUACUCCCUUCAAGUGGAUCAAGCUGAGGAAGCAAUUACCCGACUGCUAGAGGGGCUACCUGACAAGAUGGCCAAAGAUCAUGCACUUGUAGUUCGCCCACGCUACCUGGAAGUUAAGGAGAUUGCCACAGGCAGACAGUUAACCAAGACUUACCUUCAUGACAUUGCUUACUGUGCAGCAGACACUACACGACCCAAUAUUUUCUUGUAUAUAUGUAAAAAUCGGGGCCAACAGCUUCAGUGUCGAGUAUUCUGGUGCAGCAAAGCUAAACGAGCCAAAGCAAUAACUGCUUGUUUGGGGCAGUCUUUUGAGAAAGCUCUAAAUGACUGGCAGGAGACUGUGCUGGCAGAGAGGAAUGAAGUGGAGGCUGUGGUGAAGGUAGAAGCUUCAGGAAAAGUCUCCAAAGAAGAGAGGAAUCCAUCAGUGGCUUCUAGCCUACAAAGAGUUCGCUGGAGGAAGAGUCAGAUUUCACGCGUUCCCUCGAAAGUGAGGAUGAGGAGGAUAACGGAUGAAAACCGUUUGGGAAGUUAAAUAUGAGACCAAGGAGCCUUAUGAUGAUGAAGGAAUAUGAAGGGGACCAAAAUCCACAAUGACAUCAAACAAUAAAGGGUUUCACUUACAAUUUAAGGACUAUUGUCAGUUCAUUGACAAGGAAAUAUAUAUAUAUUUUCUUAUUUUGACAUAAACAAGAUGUGUCUUGUAUAUUGCAAUAGAAUUUGACUGAUAAGCUUAGUCUCAUUUCUUAGUCAUCUCAAGGUUUGCCCCUUUUUAAUAUUUUACAGGUGUUCUCUUUACAGUGUACCUAUUCAGUAUUGUAAUAUUUUGUGAUUAUCUCUUUUGAUGAAGCAAAUAUCAUAAUGUGAAAUCGCUUUUGUUUGGUUAUGACAUUGUUUUGUUUUAAUAGAAUAGCAGAAUUGCCUAAAAAUCCUCCACCAGAUAUGCUGAGCCUGUUGGAGUACGCCAAGGCUAACCUGCUUGGUCCAAAUUCAGGAAUGUGGGGACAAGUAACCUAACAGGAGAGCAGAAGCAGAUCACUACAUCUGUCGGCCUUAGUGAGCCGAGUUACCGCAUUGACGACAUUAUUUUUUAUUUUUUUCAGCUGGUCUGAUAGAAGUACACUAGCAUAUCCAAGCCAUGGAUGUUCUGUAAAAAUGUGUUCUGGUAGCAUCAUUGAUUUUGAAAUGUAGGUAGAGUUCUGCUUUUUUUUUAAUAAUUAACAAAACAUAAAAGUAACCUCAAACUGUCGUUGGUUUUCCACCCCCGUGCUGACUUCAAGCAGUAAGUGAUUUAAGCAAGGUGCAUUUUUGCCCUGAAAAGUAACUUUUAUUUAUUUUAGCAGUAUGGUCCAGAGGCCAUGACUAAAUACAUUAUGCUCAUUCAUAUUUAAUAAUGUAUUUGGAUGAGUCAGGCAGUAGUAGAAGUGGAUCUGUAUUUUCUGAGGUACCUUCAAGAGUGUGUGUGUGUGUGUGUGUGUAUGUGUAUACAGUAUAUAUAUUUUUAUAUAACACCUAACAUCUAAGUAUUUAACUGUAUUUACUGUAUAACUUCUGUGCAAUUGUUUGUAAGAAGCUAAAAUUACAUAAUUUGCUUUGUCAAGCCAUCAAAUUCGACACAUUUACAAGCUGAUGAUAUUUUCAGACAAGCUCAGAGUAUCACUAAAAUGUCACAAAAUAACUGCAUUUCCUUUUUGUAACUUAAGAAACUGCAUGGGUGUAAGAGACUAAAUGUGCAUAUUGAGUACAAUAAAAUUCAGUAUUAAUUGGCAGUUGAAUGGAUAUUGUGUUGCUUGCACCUGAGAGUCAGUUUUGUAAUUUCAUUAGCAUGCAAUUUCUGAACAUGCAGAUUUUUUUCUUUUGAAAAGUAAGGUUUAAAUCUUCUUUUAUAUGUACAUGUAUACACUUCAUCUAUGUAUACAUAUUUUGAGCAUAAUGAACUUUAAGUCUAGUUUGCAUAUUAAAAUAUACAUGUAUUAUUAACUGAUGAUACCACAUUUUAAUAGUUAAACCGUACUUCAGCUGCAUUUACAAGCUGUAUAAUAGAUUAUUUAACUUUAACAGAAUCUGCAUGCUAAGCAUAGUCUUUGAUAUGAAAAGUAUUACCCAACAUGUAAAAAGCAACUCCGUACUGAGCGAGUGUGAAGUACUUCUGACUGGUAUUUGUCGCCCUCUACUGUGUAGAGUAUUUUACAACAGAGCUCAUUAGCCAGCCUGCAAACCUGCUGGGUUUUAAAAGAUUUGUACUCCUCAAGUCCUCAUAAAACACUUCUACACAUUUUAAAAAUGAAUGAAUUUUUAAAUAAAGUUUCAUUUUAAAUAAGAGUAUUUAAACUGUUUUUAUAUAUUUUGUUGAAUGUAUGUUGGGUAGUAUAGUAUGCACACAGUAUUAUAUGAAUGUCACCCCUGCCCCUCACUUUUUAGUGCAUGUGAUGUUUGAAAAUUUUUUCAACACUUGCAGAGUAUUCUGAAUAAAUGUAAACCAUUUUAAUUAGUUAUAGUUCUGUUUUUCCACAAGAAUCUAAUUUUAGUUUUCAGAUAAUGUUUGAAGCACAAUCCCCUUUAUGUUUGUAUUUUUGUUUUUUUAUCAAGUUU